UUUUAUUGCAGCAUCACACAGCCCGUCGACUGCUCGACAGGUAGUCGUUGCAUGUCGCCAUUUCUCUCAAACCACUCAUUCAGGCUGCGAAAAGAUUAUCAUUGAACGCACAGGUGGUUUGGAUUAGAGUUUUCGCUGUGACGCGAGAUCCAUUAUUUUCAUUCUGCUGAAUAAAUUUUGCGGUCAAAUUGUCGAGAACUGGAUUCUGAAACCAUGAGUGAUCAAGGACCCUUACCGGAAGUGGAGCUGUUAAUCAGAGCAUCCACGAUCGAUGGCCGGCGAAAAGGAGCCUGCUUGUUUUGUCAGGAAUACUUUAUGGAACUUUAUCUACUCGCAGAGCUUAAAACCAUCGCGUUGAAAGUGACUACUGUCGACAUGCUGAAACCUCCUGCUGAUUUCAGAAGCAAUUUUGAAGCGGCCCAUCCUCCGAUACUUAUCCAUGAUGGGAUUGUAAUUUCGGAAAACGACAAGAUCGAACGGCACAUUAUGAAAGAGAUUCCUGGAGGUCAUAACCUGUUCGUGCAAGACCGGGAAACCGAGGCGAAAAUCGAAAAUUUGUAUAAGAAGUUCAAGAUGUUUCUUUUGAACAAUACACCACAAGCCCAAAAUUCAUUGCUGACCUGCCUGAAAAACAUCGAUGCGCAUCUGGCUCAGAAAGGAUCAAGAUUUCUGACAGGCGAUUCCAUUUGCUGCUUCGACUGCGAAUUGAUGCCCCGUCUUCAGAAUAUCCGUAUUGCAGGGAAACACUUUUACGAUUUUGAGAUUCCUGGAGAAAUGCAGAACUUGUGGCGCUACAUGGAUACCAUGUAUCACUUGCCGGCAUUUUUGGAAUCUUGCCCUGCCGAUCAAGAUAUUAUUCAUCAUUACAAGCUGCAGUUGGGAUUGAAAAUGUCUAAGCAUGAAGAACUGGAGCUGCCUACAAUUACGAAGACUGUGCCAUCAUCAUCUGGGAAAGCCUAUGACAGUAACGGGAUGGGUGACUACCACAAGAAUGGCGGAUCGGUUGGUAGUUCGAUAACGAACGACGAUGACGAAUAACGCACGUCAUGGACAUUUGAACAAGGAGCUUCUUGAAAUAAUUUUGUCUAAUUAAUCUUUCCAUAUAUCCAUUUACCCAGAGAUGGCAUUCUGACUGCGGCGAAAUUGAGCCUUUCGGGAGUUUGCCGUUUUGGCUGCUGACUCUUAUUCUUGCUCGGGACUGUUUUUAUUUCUGUCGUUCAAGGUUCAAAAUAAUAAUAUUUGCUAUAGCGUAUUUUUGAUAAUAUUUAACUUUGCAGCGAGAAAUUGAGUAUUUUUUGACAUUCAUGAUGGUGAUCCGGAUUCAGAUUUUCAUUUCUUAUUUUUCCGCGAUCUUUUGUUUUGCUUUUUUAUUUAUGUGGAAAGAUGUAAUUAUGUGGCGGAAUGUGCGGCUAGUUUAUGGAUGCAGACUGCAGAGCUACGAAUUACUGUCAGAAUUAAAUGGCUUCCAGUUU
Paramacrobiotus metropolitanus is the source of this 1472-nucleotide messenger RNA. RefSeq names its product chloride intracellular channel exc-4-like. Gene Ontology annotation, cellular component: apical plasma membrane; cytoplasm. Gene Ontology annotation, biological process: chloride transport. Lineage: Eukaryota; Metazoa; Tardigrada; Eutardigrada; Parachela; Macrobiotidae. The record is from RefSeq and is a predicted model, not a curated record. The transcript has 5 exons. The coding region runs from base 214 to 1038 and encodes 274 amino acids. Gene Ontology annotation, molecular function: chloride channel activity.